Molecule: messenger RNA, 1358 nt
Organism: Toxotes jaculatrix (banded archerfish)
Lineage: Eukaryota; Metazoa; Chordata; Actinopteri; Toxotidae
Gene: sostdc1b
Product: sclerostin domain containing 1b
Exons: 2
Coding region: 44-682 (212 amino acids)
Biological process (GO): negative regulation of BMP signaling pathway; negative regulation of Wnt signaling pathway
Molecular function (GO): BMP binding
Source: RefSeq, a predicted model, not a curated record
UCCCGCCACUGACAGCAGCUCCUCACAUCGCUCAGGUGCAGUCAUGCUCCAUCGUCCCAGCGGAUUCCAGCUCCUCGCGCUCCUGCUGUCGCUGCUGCUGAUGCUGAGCACGAGCAGCUCAGCCGUUCAGAACGACGCCACAGAGUCCGUCCAGUCUCAGCCGUCCCACGACACUCAUCAGCGCGAGCCGCCCAAUGAAGACGCCAACCAGGCGAGGAACGGCGGGAGACGGCAGCCUGACGCGGCGCGCGGUGGUGUAGACCAGAGCCAGGUGGGCUGCAGGGAGCUGAGGUCCACCAAGUACAUCUCUGAUGGCCAGUGCACCAGCGUCAACCCCAUCAAGGAGCUGGUGUGUGCUGGGGAGUGUCUGCCAGCCCACCUGCUGCCCAACUGGAUCGGGAGCGGGGGUCAUAACGGGAGGUACUGGAGCCGACGUGACGCCCAGGAGUGGCGCUGUGUCAUUGACCGGACCAGGACCCAGAGGAUCCAGCUGCAGUGCCAGGACGGAAGCUCUCGAACCUACAAGAUAACUGUGGUGACCUCCUGCAAGUGCAAGCGCUACUCCAGACAGCAGAAUGACUCAGGACACAAGGACACAUCUGUCCACACUGGUAAACAGAGGAAAAAUCUGAGGAAGGCUGGACCCCCUGAGGAGAGAGCCGGGAGGCAGUCUGACAACUAAAACCAAGCAGUUACAGUGGAAAUCUCCUAACAGCCACUCCUGUCUUCAUCGUGAAGUUUAGGGACGAAUUCGUGUACAAAUAAUAAAGAAAUAUUUAAUAGCCUGGCUCGGCACACAGCUGUUGUUCAUCAAGAAAUAGUUCCAGUACAUAAUUCUCACCUAGUAUAAUUUGUGCUUGUGUACAGAUUAUUAUUAUUAUUAUAUAUUAUUAUAACAAACAAGAUACAACAUGUUGAUUAGUGAGUUCUGCAACUUUUCCAAUUCUGUCUUUAUGCCAAGCGUAGGCUAACCACAUCCUCUAUGAAAAUACUGAACAAUUGCAUCGAAAUGAACUAGACAAAAAAGUCCAUUAGUAUAGGUGGUGAUGUUAUCAGUACAGAAGAAAGACCAGGAUUUGCUUAUCUGAUACCCCAAAUAUAAAGUCUGGUCUUGUGGUCACAUACUAUAACUACAAAACAACCUGACAUUACACUAUCUGAACUCAGAAUGGUCAGACGUAUCAGGGGCUUUCACACCAAAUGUGCAAGUUCAGAACCACAAGCCAUUGUUUCCAAAGAAGAGCAGAUGCACUUUGUUGGGCAGCUGUCUGAGCCACAGUGUCUUCUAGUUUUUGCAGCCAAUGUUACAAACAAAAAAAAAAAAAAGAACCCUGAUCCCAAAUAAUUGACCAAUCCAA